This is a messenger RNA of Effrenium voratum, 2250 nucleotides long. NCBI's taxonomy places the organism in Eukaryota, Dinophyceae, Suessiales, Symbiodiniaceae. The record is from the annotation of a GenBank genome assembly.
AUGGAAGAAGACGGCGCCUGCGAGUCAACAAAGUGCGACGUGUCGCUGCGCCAGCUCCGAGCAGACAAGCUGACCCUAGAGGCCGAGUCCAAUAGCGAGGAGGCCAAGUCAGAAGAGGAGUGGUACGUGGGCCUGGCCCACGGCGGAAAGUGGACAGGAGGCACGUGCUGGUGGCACGGCUGCGAUGGCAGCAGAGGCCCUACCAUGUGCCACCACUUCCGGUGCAUUUGCAAAGACGGCUACGUGGCGGCGGCUGGGAAGUGCUACCCGGACAAGCUGACCCCGUCCACCCACAUGGGCCUCCGACGCACGGAGGACACCUGCACGGUGCGGGGCUACUGCGCCGACGAGUUCGGGCCUGCGGCAUGCAUCGACGGCAGCUGCUUUUGCCUUGAGGGCUCGGUGCUCCAGAACGGCAAGUGCCAGGAGCCCAGCGUCAUCGGCGGUGGAACAGGAGGAGCGGAAGGAGCAAGCGGAGGAGCAGGAACAGAGGACAAAGAAGAAGAACAGGCCCCUGCCACUGAAAUGCUCACGACCACCGAAGAGCCGGAGGAGGAGGAGCCGGAGGUGGACCCGGACUGCGGCAUCCCCAAAGCGGGCACCGAGUGCUUCAAGAAGGUGAAGUGGGCAAUGAGCGACGGGAUCUAUGCCAACCCGACCUGGUACAAGGGCCUAACCCCCAACUCCCCGUUCACCAUGUUCCAGGACAACUUGUACCGCGCCGGGGAGGGCGGCUGCCCCCGGCCCUGCAGCGGGGGUUUGCCGGAGGAUCCUCUGCACUUCCCCAAGUCCGUGCUCACGCGGAAGACCCGGGGCAUGGAGCCUCCGAAGCACCCCUUCGAGUACAACGGGGUGGAGUGGCCCAAGAUGACCAUCCGCGGCACCAACACCCACGUCUUCGCGGUGGGGGACUGGGGCGGCCUUGCGGGCACGCUGCCCCACAACAGCCAGAUCAUCCAGUACACGGGGGGCCAGACCAUGGGCCCCCACACCAUGGGCAGAUAUCGCACGGACGCCAAGACCCACGACCUGUCCUGCAGCACACCCGAGAUGUCAGACUGCUUCGGCACCAACGGCACGAACUGCCCGGCACGAUGCGGCUGGCUCAAGGAUGUGGACGUGCCGGCUCAGCACCUGGUGGCGGAGCAGAUGAUCAAGCGCGCUCGGGCCAACAACCCGGACUACCUGCUGAACGUGGGCGACAACUUCUACUGGGGCGGCGUCUUUGGGAAGUGCGGGGCCACCCCCAUGUCCAAGGUCAACGACGUAACGCGCGCGCAGUUCAACUGGGUCUUUGAGAAUGUCUACAAGGGCCCCGGCCUGGAUGGGAAGCCUUGGCUCAGCGUCUUGGGCAACCACGACUGGGGCGGUCGUGAGAUGGACGCUGCCUGGGACCAGCAAAUCGCAUACACCUGGGUCAGCAAGAGAUGGGUGCUGCCUGCCCCCUACUGGAUGCAGACGGUGGACUACGUCGACCAAGGCUUCACUGUGGAGAUUUUCAUGAUCGAUUCCAACAUCGAGGAUGCUGAUGAGGACACCUCGGCGAACCCGGAGCACAACAUUUGCGGGGCGCUGCACAACCCCCCAGGCGCCAGCUGCGCGAAGAUCGGAGGGCCAUCCUCCAUCCAGGAGUGCCACGACUGGUUCCAGAAGCUUUGGGACGACGGGGCCGCCUGGGCCACCACGAAGCUUCAGAAGUCCGAGGCGGACUGGCAGAUCAUGGUCACACACUUCCCCUGCGGACACAAGACCAAGUUCUACAAGGAGCUUCACCUCAAGUACGGCCUGGACUUAUUGGUCACUGGCCACGCCCACUAUCAGCUGAUGUACUGGUCGCCCGAGAAGUUGGGUGGCUUGACCUGCUUCAUCACCGGCGGCGGUGGUGGCAUCACCUCGGAGAACAACGUGGAGCUGGAUGACCCCAACGACCACCAGUACGGCUUCUUCGACCUCACCAUGACCAAGGACUUGAUCACCAUCGAGUCCAUCAAUUGGCGGGGCAACGUCAUCAACACCGAGACCGUGGAGCAGUACACCGGCACGGACACCAGGAAGGCUGAGCUGGAGCCCUGUGUGGCUCUGGAGCCCGGGUCCAAGUGCUACAAGAGCGUCAUGUGGGCCAUGAAGGACGGCGUCUAUUCCAAUCCCGAGUGGUUCCCCGGACUCAAAUCGUCAUCUCCUGUGGCAAAGUUCCAGGAGUUGUUCUAUAAGCAGCAUAAGAACGAGUGUGGAAAGCCAUGCCUGGAUUAG